GCUUUAAAGCCGAGUAACGGCGGCAGGAGGAGGAGGAGGAGGAGGAGGAGGAGGAGGAGGAAGAGGAACGGGAGGAGGAGCGGCGACGAGUGGCGGAGCGGCGGAGGCAGGCAGGCUGGGAUCCGGUGUGCUACAUCGGGAUGAGAGCGAGACAGAGACCCGGGUCGGAUGAGUCAGCGAACGGAACUUGCCAUCCCGGCAUUCCUGAAAUCUGAAUGAAUCUGGCCGGAGCCGCGAGGCACGACAACAAAGAAAAAAUCUCCUAUUUUUUCGGUGGUUGUUGUCAGAUUCCGCCUCCUUUUAUUCCGCCCUCCCCUGGUCCGCGUCUGCCAUAGCCUAGUUUUGAUUUUCAUUUCCACCGAGGUGGGGAAAAAGGGGGUUGAGGAGAGGCUGCGGAGGAGGUGGAGGUUGUUUUUUCACUUUUGAAAGAAAUAUACAAGCGAAUAUCGGAAGAUAAAGCGGUUCCAGCCUCGCAUUUUUCAAGUCUUUUGUUGCGUUGAGUCGAGCGAAGAUGUCGGGGCAGAGCAUUACGGACAGGAUAACUGCAGCCCAGCACAGUGUAACGGGAUCCGCCGUGUCGAAAACAGUAUGCAAGGCCACCACGCACGAAAUAAUGGGUCCGAAAAAGAAACACUUGGAUUAUUUAAUCCACUGCACCAACGAGAUGAACGUGAACAUUCCCCAACUGGCUGACUCUCUCUUUGAGAGAACCACCAACACCAGCUGGGUGGUUGUGUUCAAGUCCCUCAUCACUACGCACCAUCUUAUGGUCUACGGGAACGAGCGUUUUGUCCAGUACUUGGCUUCAAGGAACACACUUUUCAACCUCAAUAAUUUUUUGGACAAAAGUGGACUACAAGGGUAUGACAUGUCUACUUUCAUCAGGAGGUAUAGUCGAUACCUGAACGAGAAAGCCGUGUCGUACAGACAGGUUGCCUUUGAUUUCACAAAAGUUAAACGCGGUGUGGAUGGUGUAAUGAGGACCAUGAAUACAGAGAAGCUGCUAAAGACUAUCCCCAUCAUCCAGAACCAGAUGGACGCCCUUCUCGAUUUCAAUGUCAAUGCCAAUGAGCUGACUAAUGGAGUCAUCAAUGCAGCCUUCAUGCUCCUCUUCAAAGACUCCAUCAGGCUUUUUGCUGCUUAUAAUGAAGGCAUUAUCAACCUGCUAGAGAAAUACUUUGACAUGAAGAAGACUCAGUGUAAAGAGGGUUUGGACAUUUAUAAGAAGUUUCUCACCCGAAUGACUAGGAUAUCAGAAUUCCUCAAAGUUGCUGAGCAGGUGGGAAUCGACCGAGGCGACAUCCCAGAUCUUUCACAGGCUCCCAGUAGCCUUCUCGAAGCUCUGGAGCAGCACUUGGCCUCUUUAGAGGGCAAGAAAGUCAAAGACUCUACUGCAGCCAGCAGGGCCAGCACUCUGUCAAACGCUGUGUCGUCACUGGCCAGCACAGGGAUGUCCUUCACUAAAGUGGAUGAGCGGGAGAAGCAGGCCGCUCUGGAGGAGGAACAGGCCCGACUCAAAGCUCUUAAGGAACAGAGGCUUAAAGAGCUCUCCAAGAGGCCGUCCUUUGCUACUACUGAUACAUCACCGAUCUCCACCACCGGGGGCACCAUCAGCACAGCACCAGCCAUUGACCUCUUUUCCACACCCAGCUGCUCUAAUGGUGCAGUGAAGAUGGAGAGCGACCUUUUUGACCUGCAGCCAACUUUCCAGCCCCCCCUUCAGUCAGGCUCCACAGGGCUUCCAGUGGCCACAGCGUGGGCAGAUCCUUUCACCUCUGCUGAAGCUGGAGAUGAUUCCAUGCCAAACCUUAACCCUUUCCUCUCAAAACUUGUUGUCGAUGCCACUCACUUACCUGUUGUGUCUUCAGACGGUGUUAGCUUUUCCUCUAGGACGUCUGGUCAUGAAAUGUUUGGCGAUCGUUACAAUCCCUUUAUUGAAACAAACUCAUCAGUUUCAACCAAUUACAAACGCACAGUGCGGAUAGAACACUCCAUCUCAGACUCCUUCUGUGGUCCAGUUUCCAUUGCUCAGCACCUUCCACAUCAGGCUCCCUUCCCCACUGAGCCCUCUACUGUAGCAGGUCUAUUCAGAGGAUACUCAACACCACAGGGCCCUCCACAACAGUCAGCAGGGGGACUCCAAGUGGACUUUGAAUCUGUUUUUGGAGCCAAAGCCGCCGGCAGCACUACCCUCAACUCCGAUGAUAUUGCCGGAGGCAUCCUGAAACCAACUCUUGCUGGCUCCAACCUGCCGUCCAAUCAGCCGGAAAAGCUGGUGUCAGAUGACCUGGACUCCUCUCUGGCCAACCUUGUUGGCAACCUCGGCAUCGGAAACGGCACGAUGAAGAAUGACAUCCACUGGAGCCAGCCGGGGGAGAAGAGGAUGACCGGCGGCACCAACUGGCAGCCCAAGGCGGCGCCCACCACGACCUGGAACCCCGUCUCCAUGGCUCCGUCGAUCAUGGCCUUCCCUGCCACCACCCCCACAAACAUGAUGGGAUAUGGCAUGCCUCCACAGAUGGGCUCUAUGGGGAUGAUGAAUCCGCCCACCAUGAUGUACACCCAGCCGGUCAUGAGGCCACCCAACCCCUUUGGCUCCGUGUCCAGCGCUCAGCCCUCCGCAGCCUCUAGUCCUUCCAGCCAGAAGCAUCUCUUUAGAUGCAGUUCAUGUAAUUUGAAGGAAGAGUCUCUCAGAAGACGAAGCACUUAGCAGCAAAACUUUGUCCUCGUUGCAGUCUAACUCUUCAGAGAAACAUCAACACCCCCCCCCCCCCCCCCCCCCCCCCCACCAAAAUCAGACACGUCAAGAACACAACGGUGCAGCGACAGUCAGAAAACCAUGGUAACCAUGUCCUAAUGGUGUUUGGCGAUAGCUCACACCCAUAAUUCUGUGAUAACUUGUCCGAGAUGUCGAGUGAUGCUGCUGUCUAACCCCCCCCCCCCCCUCCUUAAGAGGACUCCUUAUCCAUUUUACAGCGUAAUCUGUAAAGAUAGUUUGGGUGCUGAGAAACUAAAAUGUUAUGUAUUUGGAGAUACUGUGGUUGGAUGUAAAGGCUUUGAUGUCCAGCGGGGAGGGGGAUUGAGGAAAUAAAAAAGAAAAAAAGAAAAAAAAAGAGCAGCCCCUCCCUUUCUUGAUCCAAUCAUCAGUCAUCCACGCCCUGCGGUUAUUUAACUGUCACUAAGUAGUGAUGCUAAUGACGUUUACACCUGUUUAGUUUUUGUCUUUUUUACCGUGUUUACAGUAGACAUUCCUUGUGUGUUGUUUGUAUUUAUUUAUGAUUAUUGGUUUAAGAUUUGGGGGGGGGGGGAUUAUGUAAAAUCUACAGUUGAACACAUGUGGGAGUGCUUCAGCAUUAAACAAGGAUCUCAGACUAUCAUUAAGAGGUAGAGUUAAAAAUAGAUAUUAUAUGAAUUACACCUAUUAAGCGGAAUGAUAGAGCACUAAAUAUUCUCCGAGUUUUGUGUUAUGAAAAUUUUUCUACUAGAUGAAAGAUUUCACGAUCUCCGUUGUACUUACCAGUGCAGGGGUUAGAGUACGAGUCAGUUAACAGUAUAUAGUCGAUUCUGUGCCUAGGGUCUUACUUUGCAAUGGAUGGGUGUCCUGAACGGAAAAACACGUCGUCCACAGAUCUGAAGCGUGGCACUGGGUGGUGGGCUCCAUUUGCUUUAAGCUUGGCAUGCCAUUGACUCACUGACUGUAAUCAAGGCUGCCUUUACUCUGAAUGUGAACGAGUUGUCUUCAUGUUGCACACAUCUUUCCGCACUGCAGUUCCUCAGCCAGAGGUGCGUUGUGGGCUGGAGGAGGGCCUCUGCUUGCUGGUUGGCUCGUCCUCGCACUCGUGAGGACACUUAAGAGGGUCGCAGAUUCGAUGUAAAUUAGUUGUACAAAAAAAAAAAAAAAAGGAUCCCGGGGAGCAGGUUGGAGCGGAGCAGCACUGUUGAUCGGUGCCCUGUGUAUAUAAACACUGACUGUUCUUUGAGUGCAAAGGUGAAAGAUGUAUGAAAUAUGACAGCAAUUCAAUCAAAUUUGACUCUACCUAAGUUUGAUUCAGGAUAUUCUCUGCGUUUGUCUCCGCAGAUAUUUUCUUUAUGUAAUUAGAACGUGUAGCAGAUGAUGACUGAAGUUUUUUCUUUUCUUUUACAAAUAAAGAGCAGCUUCCACAAACA
This is a messenger RNA of Menidia menidia (Atlantic silverside), 4167 nucleotides long. The record is from the annotation of a GenBank genome assembly. Lineage: Eukaryota; Metazoa; Chordata; Actinopteri; Atheriniformes; Atherinopsidae.